Messenger RNA from Diospyros lotus (date-plum), 1797 nucleotides. Its product is annotated as protein FAR1-RELATED SEQUENCE 4-like. NCBI's taxonomy places the organism in Eukaryota, Viridiplantae, Streptophyta, Magnoliopsida, Ericales, Ebenaceae. The transcript is spliced from 7 exons. Gene Ontology annotation, molecular function: zinc ion binding. Gene Ontology annotation, biological process: regulation of DNA-templated transcription. The coding region runs from base 1 to 1797 and encodes 598 amino acids. The record is from RefSeq and is a predicted model, not a curated record.
AUGAGUGACAUAGAAUCAUUUGAAGAUAAUGAGGAAACUUUCGUUAAUAAUGAGGAAAUUACCAAAGAUAAUGAGUGUCCCGCGUCAGAAGAAGAGAGUGAUCUUGUCCCUAAGGUUGGAAUGAAAUUCAAUGAGGAGAAAGACGUCUUUGAAUUUGACAAAAGAUAUGCUUACCAUAUGGGUUUUCUUGUUAAAAGAAGGAGUUCGAGGAAGGGUGAUGACAGUGUUCUAAGUGAUGGAUAUGAGAACCUAACGUUCGUGGAAAAAGAUUGUAGAAAUUACAUUGAUCAGGUGAGGAGGUUAAGACUUGGGGAAGGAGAUGCUGUUGCUAUUCAAGCUUAUUUUUCGAAGAUGCAAGCCUUUUGUCCGGGUUUUUACUUUAGUGUAGAUUUGGAUGAAGAUGGAAGACUGAAGAACGUCUUUUGGGCCGAUAAUAGGUGUAGACAAUCAUUUAAGGAAUUCGACGAUGUUGUCACAUUUGACACCACAUACUUGACCAAUAGGUACGACAUGCCGUUUGCUCCAUUCGUUGGUGUAAAUCACCAUGGACAGUCGACACUGCUUGGAUGUGGUAUUAUUUCCAACGAGGACAGCGUACAUGAGGUGGUGUAUGAAUCACAGAGUCCUGAAGAAUUCGAGGAGGCAUGGAAUUCAUUGAUUGAGAAAUAUGCACUACAUGACAAUGAUUGGUUGUCUGGACUUUACAAAGAAAGAGGUCGAUGGGUCCCAUGUUUCGUGAAAACCAGUUUUUGGGCAGGGAUGUCAACAACGCAACGAAGUGAGGGUAUGAAAGCAUUCUUUGAUGGAUAUGUACACUCAAAAACCUCAUUGAAGCAAUUUGUUGAACAAUAUGAGCGGGCAAUGAGGUGUAAAGUUGAAAAAGAGUUUCAGGCUAACGUAAAGUCUUUUUCUCAGAUGGUUCCAUGUGUAUCGAGGUUGGCCAUUGAGAAACAAUUUCAAGAAGUGUACACAAUCGCCAAAUUCAAGGAGUUUCAAGAAGAGUUAACUGGGAAGAUUUAUUGCUCGAUUAUGUCUACUGAAGAGGGACCGCUUGGUACAAGUUGUCACAUGUUCGAGUUUAAGGGAAUAAUUUGUAGACAUGCUGGCACAAUAUUGAUCCAAAAUGGUGUCAGAUCAAUUCUUGAGAGAUAUAUCUUACAGCGAUGGAGAAGAGAUGUUAGUAGAUCCUACAUGAGGGUGAAGAUCAAUUACAAUGGUUGGAUUAGUACGCCUAGCCAGUUAAGAUACGAUCAACUGUGCAGUGCGUUUGCCAAGGUAGCAGACGACGAAGAGCGAACCCGAGCAACCAUGGAGUGGAUCCAAUCUCAAUUGAAUGCAUUAAGCAUAUCCAAUACAAAUCCAAGCUAUGGUAGUAAUAUAUAUGCUCAACACAGUGUGCAAAAACAAGUUUGUAGUUGUGGAGAGACAGCAACAAUUUCAAGCAUGCAAAUAAUGGAUCCGAUAUGCUCCCAGAGAAAGGGAGCUCCUAGGAAGCUUCGCAAGAAGGGCCCAUUGGAAACACGUACAAAGAAAGCUAAGGUGGGAUCUUCAAAAUCAAACAAAGGCAAUGCCCCAAUUCAAAACAUUGUCGAAAAUGCUCAAGUAUUCAAUCAAGCUUUUUCACAAGAUGCACAAUAUCAGGCGCUUCCAACAAUCUCCCACUCACAACAAUUGAUGCUAGUUUCUUGGAAUGCUGCUCACGGAGUGCCUAUGGUGCCUACCUCUCGCAUAGGUAAUCCUUGUAUGCCAAUGUACCCGCCCCAUCUACAGCCCGAUGAUAAUCCACCAGAAAUUUGA